This is a messenger RNA of Candida tropicalis MYA-3404, 558 nucleotides long. RefSeq lists its product as uncharacterized. Bases 1 to 558 code for a protein of 185 amino acids. Lineage: Eukaryota; Fungi; Ascomycota; Pichiomycetes; Serinales; Debaryomycetaceae. The record is from RefSeq and is a predicted model, not a curated record. The transcript has a single exon.
AUGUCAUUAUUACCAGUCAAUCCUAAUAAAGUCGCUAUAAAUCUUCUUAAGAAUACCAAUAUCAAAGAAUUACCGAAUGAUGAGAAAUCUCCAAUCUCAAAAUCAGUUUCAAUUAUAGAUAACACACAACAAGAUACAGAUGAUGAUUCACUUAAAGUCUUAGCUGGAUCUAGUAAAUAUUCCCUUGGUUCAUCAAACAUGGAUGAUGCAUCAACUAGAGGAUCAAUUAAAACUACAGAUGGAAAUAAGAAACCUUUUGGUAAGACAUUUAAAAGAGUUUACAAGAAGAUAUUCAAAAAGCAAUACACAAAAUCAAUUACUCAAUUAGAAACUCAAUCUAUUCCAAAUAAUCCAAUCAAUAUGAAUUCAGAUAUGUCACCUAAGAGAAAUAUCAACUAUCGUGGACAAUUGCCAAAUAUUAAAGGAAAUCCAACAUUUACAGUAUUCAAAAUUAGUAUUUUUGCUGCUUUUAUCAAUACAACUUUGUCACCUUCAUCUCCAUCAUUGAUUGCGAUUAAAUAUUUAGAAGAGUUACAGGAUAGAUUUCUGUUGGAUUAG